AUAGUCAGUGGCGCUAACAAGACGGGGCAACUUCGCGAGCUUACCUACUUACUGUGAACAACCCCCACAAAUUUCACCCCGUGUCUAGUGACAGUGACAAUUACCCACACAUAUCAAUCGAGUGCAGUGAACAUGACUUUAUGACUGUUAAGUGUGCUCUACGUAAUUAUUGGAGAAAUUAGCGAAUCUGGCGGAUUUAAAAAGUGACACAGUUCGGAGGUGGGUAGAAUCCAACCCCUCGCCCACCCUCCAAAAUAAAAAUUUGGACACGCCGAAAUCGUUCAAGAACAACAACAACACCAUAGACUUUCCUCAUCAUUUUUGGAAUAAACCGAAAAGUGAUAAUAUGUCGAUGUUGUUGCAUCAACCCCCCAGUCAUAUGAUUCUAACUCCCCACGAAACGGAUCAACCGUUGGAUUUUACCAUGUCGAAAUUUAAAAGUAAAACGUCCGCGACCGUGGCAUCCCAAUUGAAACAUUUCAAUAAUUUCGCUGCCCAACAACACAUGAUAUUAUUACAAAACAAUGGACUUUAUUAUAAUAAUAGAACUAAUAAUAAUAAAGGUUUCACACGUGGAAGUACUCCGUCUUCGAGUAGUUCAGAAGAAGAAGGGGUCGGACCUCCAGGGGGAUCACCUAGAUCCCCACCUCCUAGUCCUGUACGCCCAAGAUCUGACGAAAUUCCAGAAACUCCUACUACACCUUCAGCCGAGACGAAAUAUGGAAAAUUAUGGUUGAAUGAGCCUGAUAUGACGUGGAGGCAGGAAGUACCUCUUCCAACAAGUCAAGAAUCGAAAAUAGCACUUCAAACUCGAUUAGGCCUAUCUCCAACUGAACUACGGCCUAAUACGAGGCUAGAAAAAUCACCUCCUACGCCUGUUUCACAUAACGAUGGAGAAACAAACGGAGAAAUUAGUGGCGAUGACCAAAGUAUUACCAGCGACCAUCCCCUCAAUCAAAACGAUGAAAAUUCUAUGGAUUCUGAUAGAGAUGGCGCGUUAAAUUUAGUGAGAUCGAGCAAUGAACAACCAACAAUAUCAACACCAAAUUCACAAGUAACUAGUUCGAGUCCGGGCGUUGGAGCAGCACUGGCGGCCUUAGGAAGUCUUGGUGGCAUUUUCGGAAAUCAUCUUCAAAUGUUAGGAAGUUUACCGGCUUUCCAAAGCCAGCAGAGCCUGCAGCAAUUGCAGCAGUUGGCGAUGCUGCAACAGGCUAGUGGUAAUCAGAUGAAUCCUCAAGCUCAAUUUCUAUUUCAGAAUCAGGUGCAACAAAUUGCGCAGGCCGCUCAACAACUCCAGCAGCUACAGAAAGUACAACAUAACACGAAUCAGCACAACACGAGCAUUCCACAAAAUGCUUCUUUACCUCACCAAACUCAAACGACUCCUCCGAAUAAUAAUCACAAUAUCCCCGCCAGUAUGCUUACACCAAGUACGCCGAGUUCGGGAGGCUUAACACCUCAACAUCUAAAAACACCUUCCAGGAUAUUGGAACCGUCGCCCGAAGAAACCACAGACUUGGAAGAACUCGAACAGUUUGCCAAAACUUUCAAGCAACGAAGGAUAAAAUUAGGGUUUACACAAGGAGACGUGGGAUUGGCGAUGGGAAAAUUGUACGGGAACGAUUUUUCCCAAACGACUAUAUCUCGAUUCGAAGCUUUGAAUCUUAGUUUCAAAAAUAUGUGUAAAUUGAAACCGUUACUUCAAAAAUGGUUAGAGGACGCUGAUAGUACUCUAGCUAAUCCAGGAGCGCUCAGUAACCCCUUAACCACCCCCGAAACAAUAGGCAGGAGACGAAAAAAGAGAACAUCCAUCGAAACCAGUGUCCGUAUCGCUCUCGAAAAAGCGUUUAUACAAAAUCCGAAACCUACCUCCGAAGAAAUCACCAUGCUAGCAGACGGUCUUUGUAUGGAAAAAGAGGUAGUGAGAGUUUGGUUUUGUAAUAGGCGGCAAAAGGAGAAGAGAAUCAACCCACCUACGGCGGCGAUGGGUUCACCGUGUUCAGUCGGAAACACCAACGGGAACAUGUUCCACAUCGCCAAUAGUUUAGCGACUAGUCCUUUAUCUUUGGUAACUUCAAGCGGCCAUAAUUAUAACCCUAAUGUAAUGGUAAAACAAGAAUGACCUUCACUGAAUUUUUUCGCAGACCAUUUUUUAGAUUAAUUCCAGGUCUGUUAUUGUGCAAUGAAUUCCGAUUUAAGAUUUAUCCCGAUAAUCAUCGCGCUAUCUGAAACGUAGCAUCAAACCAUUGAUACUUUUUCCAAGGACAAAAUGGCCAUUAAACGGAAUUGUUUAUCAUCUAAACGAACACCAUUGAAAAAUACGUGAAACUUUCCAGUCCCCAAACAUCUUUGUCUAUGAUCAUCUUUUAAAACGAUGGAUUAUAUCCAAGCCCUUUAUCAGUUUUUCUGUCCCUUAUUUCAUCUCAACUCACAAUUUUCUGUCUGAUUCUACAGAAUUUAUAACUGCUGAGUCUAAUUAUGGUUCUGUACAUUCAUUUUUGCUUCAACGUCUUCGUUUUUUUCUUUCGUUAUCAUUUUGUCUGUUCCUAUUCGAAAGCAUUUUAUCUAUUUCGUCUAUCAAAACUGUUGAUUUUAUUGUAUAUCUGGUUGCCCGAGAGUGGUCUUAGUAGUAGAGUAGGUCUUAAAUGGAUUCGCAAGUCUAUUGGAAAUCGAUUAACCUCAUAUUUUUGGUUACUUUGCAAGGAAUCAAUUAAACCUUUUUACAUCUAUUCCGUUUCCGUCUCUACAUCCCGUUAACUCAUCUUCUAUUCUUAUCUUCAACUCUUUUUGUAUCUCUUUCUUCUCAAGUUCUUUCAAAAUGAUCCAAAUCAGCGUUAUCUCAAUUACAGCUUCUCUGUAAGUUGACCUUUCUGGAACCGUUGGUGAUAUUCAUCCUGAACACACUGUUUAAAUUACACCAACACUCUUACAUUGUAUGACUUGCGUUUCGAUAACCAAGUUGUCGUCCUCAGAGACUCAGUUUACUUUCAGAGACGUUAACUUGGUUAUCGAAACGCUCGUCAGACAGUGUAAUCGUGAGUGUUGGUGUAGUGGUAGUUUAAACAGUAUUACUUUGGUUUGGUUGAUCUUUCUUCAUCCUACUUGAACACUUGUCUUCUAGGUCUUGGUAUUGCUUGAAUAUUCUGGCUGAUUCAGUUUUGAUGAUCUUGAUCUUGUUUAUUUAGUCUUGGUCUUGGCAUUUCUCAAACAACUAAAGCCUUAUAAUUCUUCUUAUAUAUUUAACAAAUAAUUUUACAUUGGAUAAUUCAAUUUUUAUCUGGAUUAUAUAAACGUUUUCGUAGUAAGAUUGUGGCAAAAUUAAACACAAAAGUGUACCAACUCUAAUAUAUUUCCGAGUUUUCUAAUACUUAUAUAUUCAUCGUCUGAGAAUUAAUUAGUUAAGAAUUGAGGCGUUUUAAAUUUAGUUGUUUCUCUUGAAAAAUCAUUUUUUUUUACUUUUGAUGAUUUUUGGUUUUCCUUUAUCGGUUUCCAUUUUAAUUUUCCCUAUUAAAUUUUGAUUUUCCCAGUUUUCCGAUACUUACAGAUCUCGAGAUCUUUCUAAUUGAGUUUUGAUCUUGUUUUUGAUUUAUUUUUGGCAUUGACCUUGCUCAAAUACUAUUAAUAACAUCCGUUUAAUGAGAAAGACAUAACCUCAAAAUAACUUUUAAUAUUCGUUUGUAAGGGUUGUUUUGAUAUUUAUGAAUGAUGAAUUUCCAAAAUUACAUAUUAUUUUUGUUUAUUUUUUGUCUCUUUUAUUCUUUAUCGUGUUCUAUCGAUUAUACUUUAAGGUAAAUAUUCUACAUAUGAAGGACCUCUAAUAACCUCAAAAGAUGCCAUAUAAUAUGAAAAAAACUUUGAAGAAUGUUAGUACUUCUUAUGUUAUGAUCGGUUUUUAUAGGUUUUCAUAAAAUUUUUAUCAUUAAUAAACAAGUCAUGUUCGGGGAGAAAAAUAAACAAAAAAAAUUUUUGGAUCGUCCUUUUUUUUCAAUUUUUUUUACACCAAGGUUAAAAUCGGGUUAAAUUUUUCAUUGGCUUCGGAAACCAAUUUUACUUCAAAUUUUCGCGAUGAUUAUUGUUUAUACUGACAGGUCUUUUUGAUGUUUUAUCCUAAGAAAAAAUUUGAAAUACAACGAUUUUGCAGAUAUUUCAUUAUAUUGAUAGUAAAAAGUUCACAUAAUAUCUUAUUUGAGCCAUUAAAAAAUUUUAAAAGAAUAGAAACCCAUUAAAACAUCUCACGAAACCUUAAAAUAAAAAAAAUAUUAGAUAAAAAUCAAAUUCCAAAAAUUUUUAAAAAUAUGAUGAAACUAGACACCAAUUUUGCCACCACGGUAUAAAGUGACUGUUUAUUUAAAGUCUUAUAAUAUAUCAGUACUUGAAUCGACAAUUAAUACUUGGAAUAAACCAUUUUAUUUAAACAUUCCAAUGUACCAACUCAAAUUAUUUAUUUUACCGCAGAAUAUUUCGACAAUCCCUCAUAUAAGAGGAUUAUUUUCGCUACGAAACCAGAAUUGCUACAAAUCUAAAGUAUCUUAAUGUCAUUUCACAUAUUUUUUUCAACUACUCAUUAAUUGAAAAUAAAAUAAAUCUAAUAUGAGCUCAAAAUUACCAAGCAGCUGAAAUUUGAAGUCUUUUACUGGAGGGAGGGGAUGUUGAGCCCCGAUUUCGGGAGAGUUCGAUGUAGAAAAAGAUUUUUCCCAGCUGAUGACGAUGCGAACCACCGAGAUAAGGUGCUUCAUAGAGCGAUAUUUAAAAAACCAACGAGAAAGAUUGACUGGGCAUUCAUAAACACAAACCUAAUAAAACAUAACCUCACCUAACCUUUUUUUAACCUAUGAGAUGUCUAAACGUAGCAUAACCUAACUAAAUCGAAUCUAACCGAACCAAAUCACAAUAAACUCAACAAUAUACUACUUUGAAGGCAUGGCUCUUCCCACCUAGGAGGUGAAGAUUUGGGGCUUGUAGACGUUUUCCAAGCUUUGGCAAGCGUGUAAACGUAGCAUUAGAUCACUUUUUUACCCAAAGUAGCUGUGCAUUUAAUUGUAAUGUUUAAGAAUUAAGGGCAAUCGAUAACGCCAUCUAUUAAAAAGUAGCGAAACUUGUAGUGUUGAAUGGAAAAUAUUCUAGUUUUUAACAUACAAAUCGCAAUUUUUAAAAAUAACUUGUUAAUCGAAUUUGACUAUUUGGCGUCAAGAACGUCAACUUUUAUUUUGGGAGAUUUAUUCAACAAAAAUUUAAUGAAAUAUCAAAUUGUUGUAGUUUAAAUAAUGUUAUUUAAUGUUAUUAUUGACUGUCUGUUAUUAUUUAUGCCAAAUAUACUUAUGUAGUCUAGUAGACUUUUUGUUUAACAAGUAUAUAAUUUUAAUUUUUAUUGUAUAAUAUGUACCUAUAUUGUUUUAGCGUAUUCUUGUAAAUAUAAAGGUGAAAUUUUGUCUCCAAAAAUUAUAAAUAAGUCUAUUUAAGGGUAUCUAACACGAGCCAUGUUUAUUUAGGAUUCGCAAACUGACGUUGAUACGUAAAAUUCAUAAGUUUCAAACUUAGAAAAAAAUACUUGAUUGGGAACCACUGAUAUUUAUUUCAAAAUUUUUAUUUUCAUUGUGAAUAUCCACUCAAUAAAUUGAUCUGUAGUAAUAUCAGUACCAUUUCAUUUUCAUAUGUGUUAUUAUUUUGUAUUAUUGUUGUUAUGAUUAAAUUACUCUCAAAUGUCAUAUUUCAUUGUCUGCGUUCCAACAAAGAGAACCAACUGACCCAAGAGUACUCUAUCAAUGUUAACACAUCAAUAUUUCUAGGUUAUGUUCGUAAUAUCACCGCACAUCCUCAUUAUUUUGUUUUUUAAAUAACUUUAGAUACAAAAUUUCGAAAAAAAAAAGUUUACUUUUAAUACGUAACUUCUCCUAAAUUGUGCACGUCAAUUUUGUUAUUCUACAAAGUUUAAAUAAGUGAAAAUCAUUUUAGGUUAGUUCUGAUUAUACGUCUCCAUUUUAAAACUUCUACAAGAUCGAAUAUAUUUUAGACUUUUCGAACGAAUACUGAUCAUAUAUGUAAUAUGGACAGUUGGUAUGGGAAAAAACGUCCCUAGCUACGGUGCUGACAAUAUUUAUUUUUGUUUGAGACACUUUAUUUAUAGUGCGCAUGCUUGAGUUAUCAUUCUGUCUUCCUUAGUCGGAACAGCUCUUACUUAUAGAAAUUACGUAUAUGAAUCGUUUCUCCAAUACAUUUUCCGAUGUUUUUAUUUCUUUACUUUGAUGCAGAUCAAUGGAAAUAUGGAUAUUUUUAUCGAAAAUUAUUAUACACGUGUUCCUAAAAAGUAUUCGCGAAUCAAAAGUACGUUUCGAGGAUGGUCGUCUAAUUGGGUUUUUGAAAAUUAGCAAAUGGCCGCCGUUCGUUAAGCAGGGUCUCAUAUUAUUAUCUAUUUGAUCGGCCGCCAUUUGCCGAUCGAUUAAAUGUGUGUAGAUAAAUAUCCAUGUUAUGAUAAUAAUUAAUAAGUAUCAAUUAGAUUUUAGUUGAACGUUUUAGUAUCUAGUGUAUAUGAAUUUUAUUAUUCGGUUUAACAAUAUAUAUGUCAGUGUAUAUAUCAAAUUAGUGGUUCUUUUUGAGGACCAAUUUUAGAAAUGUUCAAAGUUCCUAUGAUGAAACAUGAUUGUUGACUUUAUUAUUGAAAGUGUUUGGAAUGUCGUAUAAGGCACGAGGUAAUUAUAUCAUAUCUCCAAUGACUUGUAUUGCUUAUUAAUCAAGACCAUCCUGUUUGUAAAAAAGAAGAAAUGAAUUGUUACCUAGUGCCACAGUGACGGAUCCAAAGAUUUUUCGUUGUAAUUUUAAAAGAAAGGUUAGACUGGCAAUGACACUUUUAUUUAUUUAAAGGCCUAAAUAUUGAAAAAAAAUUAAAUCUUGAGAAUAGGGUCUCUUUUUCUUUCUUAUUACACACACAUAUAUUUACCAUAUAUAUUAUUGAUAACAAAUAAAAAUUUCAAACAAUGUCUAUUUAGAUUAUUAAACACUAAAUAACACUGUUUGAAUUUAAUCUAAUUUAAACACAUUUACCUACCCUGUAUGUAGUUAAGUGCGUUUAUACUACUAGUCCACGACCCAAGGAUUUUAACCUGACACUAAAACUAAUAGAAAAAUGAUUUUUGGUGUAUGAAAAAACUCCCAAUAAAUAUCUGAACAGUAAUAUUUUGUCAACGUGGAAAGAGUUGAAAAUUCCACUACAAUUUAUAUAAACAAACCUCUAGAACGUGAAAAGCUGCACAAAAAAGUCUCUACAUAUUUUUUUCGAAAAAUGCAUUAAUUCCCACAUUGUCUUUGAUCAAAUUGAAUCACAUUUUUCUAAACACUUUGUUUUUUAGCUUGUUCAUUUUUUCGUGGAGAGGGUUGAAAAUUUCAUUAGAACGUAUAUGAACAAAAUUGUAGAACCAAAAAAGUCUCCACAUAUUUUUUCGAAAAAUGCGUCGUUUCCGAGAUAAUGAGCUAUAAUUUCUAAUAUCAUAUCUACACGUCAACAACUUGGAAUAGUAUGAGACUUGCCAUGGUCGACUAAAAUCUUUAUAACUCCUUUCUUUUUGGGUGAAAAGUCAAAAAAUAAACCGGAUUUUGAAGGGAAAUCCUUCAGCAAUUAAUAUAUAUAUGCUUCCUUUACUGGAUUAUUUCGACAAGCAGAGUUUGUUCCAAGAUUCAGAAGUAAAAAUUGAACAAAUGGUAUACAGUAUUCAUUCCCAUCUGCCAAAUUCAAUCAAAUUUUUCUAAACACGUUGUUUUUUAGUUUGCUCAUUUUCUCUGGCUGAUUUCUUUGCUAUUGAUGUGAAAAUAUAAAACUGCAGAGUCCUGUAAAAAAUCACUAGUCAUUCUAGUCGCAAGACCCUGCUCUUUCGAUAACAAAUUUUUCAUUCAUCUUUAUUCACACUUUCCUGAAACUCUAAAAAGGUUAAUAAGUCUAUCUUAUUGACUCAUUAUUGACUAUUAUAUAAUAAAACCCUUUUUUCCUAACCAGUCUCGUUAUUUAAUAGUCAGACCUCGUAUAGAUAAUAAAAGAUUAUGCAAUUUUUUUGGAUAACGUAAAGUCAUAAAUUAAUAAUUCCAACUAUUAAAGGUAUUUUCAGAAUCAGGGAGCGAAUUAAGAUCAAUAGUAUUAUCAACGAAUUGAUUUUAUUUUGAUUUCAGUGUACUCAAAUCAUGAAUCCAAACAGUCCCAAUUAACUCGAGCAUGCGCGUCACAACAGGUGUUUUUCGAUACGUUUCUAGUGAGAAUUUCCACGUUCUAAAUACUUGGUUUCUAUUGUAUAUUUCAAAUCCCUUCAACGUUAUUGAGGAUAUCUCAAUUUUUAGAGUUUUCCGGUGGUUGCCAAAAAUGUUUUAAUGUUAGGUUUUAGUAUAAUAUUGCCUGGACUAUAAGGUUUGUUCAUGUUAAAUAUGUUCCGAGUUUUGUGAUCAAAUAUAAAAAACUGAAUGCACAUGUUUGAAAUAAAUGAAUCUAAAGGCCGGUUCAGACGCAGCCAGGGAUUUAGUGGAAUUUACUCAAUCAAGUGGAGUCAAAACAAUCGUUUACACGUGGUAGUGUUUAGUUGAAAUCGAUUAACAGGAAGUCGAGUAUCAGUAGUGGGCUUUCAAUAAUUUUUAGAUAUUAUUAAAAUUAACGAAAGCGGCAAGUUACGAACCAAAAUCUUCUUCGAUCAAUAUUAAAACUUCUUACUAAUGAAACUAGCAGUAUAUGUUUGGAAGAAAUAGAAAAGCCCAAAGAAGAAAUGAGCUCGGAGUCUCUAGUUGCCUAUUAAAAGAACUUUAGAAGAUCCAAGGGAAUAAUUUCACAAGGUUACUAGAAUAGUAGAAGGUUUGUGACAAUAACAAGAUGCGCAGUAGACAAGUGACGUCACCGGUUCUUCAUAGCUGUGAGAACGGCAACAACGCUAGCAUCUGUCAAAAUUGUAAAAGUAACAAUAGUAUUAUUGAUUGCAUUAAUUGAUUAAAAAUGGUUUUCCUUCAAUAAAAUGCCUAUAAAUUCGUUAGUUAGAAAUAUAUUCGUUUGUAUAGCCGGAUCAGGAAGAGAUAAAAUACAUCCUCUUAACUCGAACUUAAUGUUAGUGAGGUUCUGUUAGACAUAAAAAUAUAAGCAAAACAAAAAUGUAAACAUAAUUACGUAGCUGGUGCUCUAGCAGCUGAUCGUUUGUUUACAAAAACAUGCGCAAGUCACAAACCUUUUAUUAUUCUAGUAACCUUGUAAUUUCAUGCGAAGCUCUAUUGCCAUCAAUUCUUGAACUAUUAAAAAUGCUGCUUGUCGUUUUUGUCUAUGUUUGUUCAGUCCACAGGCACUCAUAUUUAACAUAUUCUUGUACUACUGGCUGCGUCUAAAUCGAUCUUAAAGUUAUGUAUUGGUGACUUAUAAGUUUAAUGUGAAAUAAAAAAUGUUUGAAGGCAGAUUCCAUGCUAAUGCACAUAUCGUACUCAUUAGUUGUACAGUCCUUACCUAGAAUCGAUUUUGCCUUGAAACAUUUUUUUUAAAUCUACGUCAUAUCAAUGUAAGUUUAGUGUAAACGAGAUAUAAUCCGCCAUUUUUAAUAUUUGUAUUUCCAUUUCAUAGAAAAUAUUAGUCUUGUAGGUAUAUGUGUGUAGUGCGUGUAGAAAUUAACAUCGUCGAGGAAAAAGCCGUUUGAAAUACAAAUUUUUGUAUAAGUCAUGUGUGUAAUUAUUUUUUAAUUAUAAAAUUAUAAAAUUUAGAAAAUGAGUACCUAACAUUUCCAAACAAUUAUGUAAGACCCUAUUCAGACGUGUAUUAUACUACAACUGUGGUCUAGGCAAUAACAUGUACAUUAUUUUCAUUAAAGAAAUGAAUUCAUAA
Molecule: messenger RNA, 9826 nt
Organism: Diorhabda carinulata
Lineage: Eukaryota; Metazoa; Arthropoda; Insecta; Coleoptera; Chrysomelidae
Product: protein nubbin-like
Exons: 8
Coding region: 347-2122 (591 amino acids)
Biological process (GO): regulation of transcription by RNA polymerase II
Molecular function (GO): DNA-binding transcription factor activity, RNA polymerase II-specific; RNA polymerase II cis-regulatory region sequence-specific DNA binding
Source: RefSeq, a predicted model, not a curated record